Cicer arietinum (chickpea) is the source of this 3879-nucleotide messenger RNA. RefSeq names its product phytochrome E. Gene Ontology annotation, biological process: detection of visible light; protein-tetrapyrrole linkage; red, far-red light phototransduction. Lineage: Eukaryota; Viridiplantae; Streptophyta; Magnoliopsida; Fabales; Fabaceae. Gene Ontology annotation, molecular function: protein homodimerization activity; photoreceptor activity; phosphorelay sensor kinase activity. The record is from RefSeq and is a predicted model, not a curated record.
UUAUAUCAUAUCAUGCAUAUACUACAUGAUAAAGAUUGUACAGAAAGAAAUAUUGAAAGUGAUUUUAAGCAUAACAUAGCCCACACCCACGUGUUCAACUCAUGACAUCAAAAUCAAAACAUUGAUGAAUCAAUGUCAACAACAACAACAACAACAUAAGACAUAGACAGAACAAACACCAACAUAAUAGUAUAGUAUUUUUGCAUCCUUUGAGAAUGAGUUUUGGAAGCAAAGAAAAAUUGAAAGCCACAAGCUUGACUGCAUCAGUUGAAAGCAAGAUGAAAACCAUCAACAACAAUGAUAAUAACAAACUUGCUCAGUACACUGCAGAUGCUGAGAUUCUUGCUGAGUUUGAACAAUCUGGUGUUUCUGGAAAAUCAUUUGACUAUUCAAAACAACUUCUUGAUCCUCCCAGGUUAGUUUCUGAAGAGAAAAUAACUGCUUAUUUGUCUAAACUCCAAAGGGGUGGUCUUAUUCAACCCUUUGGUUGUAUGGUAGUAAUCGAAGAACCAAGUUUUAGAAUCAUUGGUUAUAGUGAAAAUUGCUUUCAAUUGUUGGGUUUGAACAUUGAAAUUGGUUCAGAACAGUUUUUGGGUCUACUUGAUGUUGAUGCUACAACACUGUUCACACCUUCUUCUGGUGCUUCCCUUAUAAAAGCUGUUUCUUCAAGGGAAAUUUCACUUUUGAACCCAAUUUGGGUCCAUGCAAGAACAACCCAGAAACCAUUUUAUGCUAUACUUCAUAGGAUUGAUGUUGGUGUUGUGAUUGAUUUGGAGCCUGCUAGGUCUAGUGGUCCUGCAUUGUCCCUUGCUGGUUCUGUUCAGUCACAGAAACUUGCUGUUAGAGCAAUUUCAAGGCUUCAAUCAUGUCCUGGUGAAGACAUUGGUUUGUUGUGUGAUACUAUUGUUGAGGAAGUUCAGAAACUUACUGGUUAUGAUAGGGUUAUGAUUUAUAAGUUUCAUGAGGAUGAUCAUGGUGAGGUUGUGUCUGAGAUUAGGAGGUCUGAUUUAGAACCUUAUUUGGGUUUGCAUUAUCCGGCUACAGAUGUUCCUCAAGCUGCUCGAUUUUUGUUCAAGCAGAAUCGGGUCAGGUUGAUUUUCGAUUGUUAUGCUAAUUCGGUUAAGGUCAUUCAGAGUCAUGAGUUAAAGCAACCUCUUUGUUUGGUUAAAUCGACACUUAGGUCACCACAUGAGUGUCACAAAGAGUACAUGGCUAAUAUGGGUUCAAUCGCUUCUCUUGUGAUGGCGAUUGCUGUUAAUGGAAAUGAUUCGACGAGGCUUUGGGGUUUGCUAGUUUGUCAUCACACUUCGCCGCGCCAUGUGCCUUUCCCGGUUCGAUAUGCUUGUGAGUUCUUAAUGCAGGCUUUUGGGCUGCAGCUUUUCAUGGAGAUUCAAUUGGCCUCACAGAUGGCAGAGAAGAAAGUUCUUAAAACACAAACUAUGUUGUGUGAUAUGCUUCUACGCGAUGCACCGUUCGGCAUUGUGACUCAAUCCCCGAGUAUCAUGGAUCUUGUGAAGUGUGAUGGGGCUGCAUUGUAUUAUGAUGGAAAGUGUUGGUUGUUAGGCACAACUCCAACUGAAUCACAGGUGAAAGAUAUUGUGGAAUGGCUGCUUAGUAAUCACGGUGACUCGACAGGUUUGACAACAGAUAGUUUGGCUGAUGCAGGUUAUCCGGGUGCUACUUUACUUGGGGAUGCAGUUUGUGGCAUGGCUACGGCGAGAAUCAAUUCGAGACAUAUCUUGUUAUGGUUCAGAUCUCAUACUGCUAACGAAAUGAAGUGGGGAGGAGCGAAACAUCAUCCGGAGGAUAAGGAUGAUGGAGGAAAAAUGAACCCGAGAAUGUCGUUUAAGGCUUUUCUCGAAGUAGUUAAAAGCAAAAGUUCUCCUUGGGAAGUAUCUGAAAUCAACGCGAUUCACUCGUUGCAACUAAUCAUGCGAGAUUCGUUCCAAGACACAGACAACACCAGUCCGAAGAUUCUAAAUUAUUUUAACAAAAGUGACAGUCCAAUGGGAAAGAUGCUUGAUACUGAGAAAAGUGACAGUCCAAUGGGAGGGAUGCAUGAACUAAGUUCAGUAGCCGUUGAAAUGGUAAGAUUAAUUGAGACAGCGACAGUCCCAAUUUUUGGGGUUGAUUCAGAUGGCAUGAUCAAUGGAUGGAAUGUAAAAAUUGCUGAAUUGACAGGUCUACAUGCCAAUCAAGCUAUGGGAAAAUCCCUAGCAAAUGAAGUAGUACAUGAUGACUCACGCGAAACUCUGACAAAUAUUCUGAGUAGAGCUUUGCGAGGCCAAGAUGAAAAAAAUGUUGAGUUGAAAAUAAAGCACUUUGGAGUUCAUCAAGAAAAGGAAGUUGUAUAUCUCAUGGCGAGUUCCUGCACAAGUAGGGACUACACAAAUGCUGUUGUUGGAGUAUGCUUUGUAGGUCAAGACAUCACAUUAGAGAAAGUGGUACUGGAUAAAUUCAUCAAGAUGGAAGGUGAUUACAAAGCGAUUAUGCAGAGUCUUAAUCCGCUAAUUCCACCUAUAUUUGCUUCUGAUGAGAAUGCAUGCUGCUCUGAAUGGAAUGCAGCAAUGGAAAGGCUAACCGGAUGGAAAAGAGAUGAGAUCAUAGGAAAAAUGCUUCCAGGAGAAAUCUUCGGAAGUUUAUGUCGGUUGAAAGGUCAAGAAUCACUAACUAAUUUUAUGAUUUUAGUGUAUCGCGGAAUAAGUGGUCAAGAUUCUGAGAAGUUGCCGUUUGGAUUUUUUGAUAAAAAUGGAGAGUUUAUAGAGACUUAUAUAACAACAAACAAAAGGACAGAUGCAGCUGGUGAUAUAAUUGGCUGUUUCUGUUUCUUGCAGAUUGUAACCCCGGAUUCGAAUCAAAACUCUCAAGGACACAGGUCUAAAGAAAGAGAAAGCGUUUCAAAAUCUAAGGAGUUAACUUAUAUACUACAUGAGAUGAAGAAUCCUUUAAAUGGUAUUCGAUUCACGCACAAGCUUUUGGAAAAUACAGAUGUCUCCGAAAACCAGAAACAAUUCCUUGACACUAGUCAAGCAUGUGAAAGACAAAUAAUGGCAAUUAUGGAGGAUACAGAUUUAGAAAGUAUUAAUGAAGGCAGCACUUGGCAGCUAAAUAUGGAAGAAUUUCUUCUAGGAAAUAUUUUAGACGCCGUUGUAAGCCAAGUAAUGAUGUUGAUAAAAGGAAAGGACUUACAGUUGUUUCAUGAAAUUCCCGAUGAAAUCAAAACGCUUUCACUUUAUGGCGAUCAAAUUAGACUUCAGGUGGUCUUGUCUGACAUCUUGCUCAAUAUAGUUACGCACACACCAUCUCCAAAUGGCUGGAUAGAAAUCAAGAUUUCACAUGGUUUGAAAAUAAUACAGGAUGGCAAUGAGUUUAUCCAUCUAAAGUUCAGAAUGACUCAUUCAGGAAGAGGUCUUCCUUCUUCGGUUCUACACGAUAUGUUUGAAGGCGGCGGGAAUCAAUGGAGUACACAGGAAGGUCUAGGGCUAUAUAUGUCAAGGAAAAUCCUGAGCAGGAUGAAUGGUGAUGUCCACUAUGUAAGAGAACAAAAUAAGUGUUAUUUUCUCAUUGACCUUGAACUAAGAACAAGAAAAGAAAGGCCAAGAAAUUUGCAAACAGAGGCAACCAUGCUAACUUAGCUUUGAAGCUUUUCAUAUAUGAAAAGAGUUGAUUUCAACAUUGGGAUAAAUCUAUCUUAUGUUAUAAAAGAAAUUUAAGAUUGUUUUCAGGCUAAUAUAUAGUAGAAGUGGAAAUGAGUUUUGUUUGUUUUUUUGACAGGGAGUGGAAAUGAGUUAUCGAUGUUGUUUAUCCCUCCCCAAAAAUGAGCAUGGUUAAUGAUUAUAUGUCAUAAUUUUAUAUUUAAAUAAGAUGCAACUUUUUUAA